CCACAAUUAUGUCAACAUUUCAUCAUCAUCAUCAUCAUCACCAUAAUAAUCGUCAUAGUAUAGAAUCGUUUUGUAUAUAUGACCAUAAAUCAUCAUCAUCAUCAUCAUUAGAGUCUAUCAAUUUUUACAAUUCUCAUCCUUGUUAUUUUUAUUGAUGCCCUAUUCUGCCAAAGCAUUUAGUUCAUCAUCAUCAUCAUCCCAACAACAAUCAAUUCUAAUCGAAACGAUUGCUCAUCAAUAUGCAAAUAGUAAUCUUAAGCUAUCAUCAUCGCAAAAUAUUGCUACCGAAUCGGUUACAUUAUCACCACGAACCAUACAAACAAAAUAUGGUUCAAUACGUGGUCAUUUAGUUAAAUUAUCACGAAACAAUAAUAAUCAACAACGUUCCUUAUCUUCAACUUCCUCAUCGUCAUCAUCAUCAUCAUCAUAUCCACAAGUGUCUUCCUCAUCACAUACAUCAUCAUCCAUAGUUCUAUCGGAUGUUGAAACAUAUUUAGGUGUACCAUAUGCAACACCACCAACCGGCGGUUUACGUUUUAUGCCACCGGUUACACCAACACAUUGGCGUGGUGUACGUCUUGUAACACGUUUACGUCCAGUCUGUCCACAGCAUAUACCGGCUCGUGAUUAUCAUGCUAUUCGUUCAAGAAAUGAAACUGAAGCCUUACGUUGGAUGCCACGUGCUCGUUAUGAAUAUUUACGUCGUCUUAUACCGAUGCUUGGCAAUCAAUCGGAAGAUUGUUUAUAUCUAAAUAUUUAUGUUCCCACACCUUCCACUAAUCGACCAUCAUCAGAUUUACAACCAUUUCCGGUUCUAGUCAUACUACAUGGUGAAUCAUAUGAUUGGCAUUCCGGAAAUGUUUUCGAUGGAUCCAUAUUGGCUUCAUAUGGACAAGUGGUAGUCGUUACUGUCAAUUUUCGUCUUGGAAUUUUAGGAUUCCUCCCUGCUUUUGCCGAUGGUACUAUUCGUGGAAAUUAUGGCCUAAUGGAUCAAGUAGCAGCAUUACAUUGGAUACAAGAAAAUAUUGGUGAAUUUGGUGGCCAACCAUCUAAUGUAACAUUGAUUGGACAUGGGCACGGUGCUGCAUUUGUUCAUCUAUUGAUGCUAUCACCAAUGGCUAAAGGUUUAUUCAACCGAGUGAUAUUGAUGAGCGGUUCAGCAUUGAGUCCAUGGGCAAUCGCACGCGAUCCAGAACAUUAUGCUCGUGAAUUGGGCAACAAACUAAACUGUACUAAUUUGGAUGCAAUGAUCGAUUGUCUACGUACAAAAAAAAUUAGUCAAUUAAUUGCUCAAUAUGAAAACAUUGCACCCGAACAUUUGACCGCAUUCGGUCCAAUAAUCGAUUCGAUUGUUGUGCCUUUUGAUCCGGUUCAUAUCUAUCAUUAUCAUCAACAUCAUAAUGAUGAACUUUAUCAUUCAUCAUCGCCCUCAUCAUCAUCAUCAUCAUCAUCGGAACGAGCUACAAAUCAUAAUAAAGAACGUUCACAUUUUGAUCCAUUAACACUGGCCCGAUCAUAUGAUCUGAUGGUUGGCGUUACUGAUGUUGAUUCACCUUGUUUAUUCUCCGAUCAAGAAUCUAUUUAUGGUGUUGAACCAGAUCGUCGUGAUCGUAUACUUCGUACUCUAGUACGUAAUCUCUAUGAUUAUCAUCAACAAGCUAUUUUUUUAAUUUUAUACAAUGAAUAUUCAUCAUGGAAUGCUGCCACUACUAAUCCGGUUUCAUAUUCAUCAUCUUCAUCGUAUUUGAAAACGAAUAAACGAUCAUUCGAUAUACUUGAUUCGGCUAAAUCCAUACUGAGCGAUGCAUUAGUAUUCGCUCCAUUGGUCCGUAUGGCUGAUUUACAUUCGAAUGGACCAUGGUCUUCAUCAUCAUCUCAACAAUCAUCAUUUGGUGGCCGUUUAUUUUUUUAUUAUUUCGAUACAAAUCAAGUGAGCCAAGAAUCAUUGUACAGUGAAAGCCGUAUGUCUUUGGCAUCAUUAUCAUCGUCAUCUUCUUUUUCUCAGUCAACCGAUCAAUUGCAUUUGUCACCAUCCAAGCGAAUCGUCUGUUCUAUUGAACAUGAUUUAGCCUUUCUAUUUGGCGAUCCAAUUGCUCAUCUCCAAUUUGGUCUCAAUAGUCAGGUUGGUCCAUUCUAUUAUCCGGUCAAUUUGACACAGACACACCAGAUUGUAUCAGAAUUAUUCAUACAAUAUAUUGUUAAUUUUGCUCGUCAUGGGGAACCAAAUACUCGAUCAUCACAUUUUACAACGACAUCUUCAUCGUCAUCCUCGUUGACAAGUCGACAACAAUCAAAAAUCAAAAACACACUUACUCAACGACAUUUUUGGCCUCGAUAUGAUCUGGAACAAAAAAACUAUCUAUUAUUGGGAUCGACAAGUCCAAAACAAAUGGAUCAUCGUCAAAAUCAUCGCCUUUCUCUAUGGCUUAAUCUUAUACCACGAUUGUUGAUUGAUGAUCAUGAUUUUUAUCAGACGAAUUUUGGUGCCAAUCUCACUACUGAAAAUGAAUCAAAUGAUCCAAACAAUCCUCGUAAUAACAUCAUAAAAUCAUCAUACAAAUUGCCAUCUAGAUUUUCGUAUUACUCACGAAAUUUUCCCAAUUAUUAUUAUGGUUCCACUAAUUUUUCAACAACAGGAAAUUAUGGCGGAAACGAUCGUGUGAUUGGUGAAACUUCUAAACAUGUAGCUGGAUCAAUGGCUAUGGCAUCUGAACCAUAUUCUAGCCAACAACAGCAACACGAAAAACAAUUGUAUAGACAACACCAUCUUCUUGUUGAUUACGAUAAUCCCAAAUCCUAUGAUGGUAUUGUUCGAACAUUCUCAAAUAAUACAAAUACCUUGAAUAACACUAAUAAUAAUAAUAAUAAUACCGAUUCCCUUGGAUCAAACAAUUCUCACAAUGCAUCAAUCUUGGAAAAUCAUUCAGCUGCAACAGCGAAUCUUUCAUCUUCAUUGUCAUCAUCGAUCAAUCAUAAUUGGUAUAAUGUUACACAUCUUCCAAUAAAUUUAUCAGAUAUUCAUGGCGAUGGAAAUCGAUUGUUACAUACACGAUAUGAUAAUUCCGGUAUGAGCAUCGGUCAUCCAAUGUUUUAUGGACCAGUUCCCGAUGGUUCGGCAUCAUGGUGGUUGAUUAUGAUUGGUGCCGCUUGUGCCAUAUUAUUCUUUAUCAAUGUCAUAUUUUUUAUUGCUCUUUUCUAUCAAUUAAAAAAGAAUCGCAAAGUACAGAAAAAUCAAAAAUCUAAUAACGACGACAAAAACGUUGAGAUAAAUAGUAUACAAUCAAAAUAUCCUAUAUCUGGUGAUCAAUCUCCAAGCGCAUCGGCAAUGUUUAACAAUAAAUGUGGAAAUAAAUAUCGUGAAUCAACUCUAACCGAUCAAAAUGUGGAUGAUAAUCUAAUGAUACUACAUACGACAAGCAAUAAUACCAACACCUUUAACCGUAAAAAAUCAAGUAAUAUAGAUGGUCCUUCUUAUAGCAUGUAUCCGGCACCUAGUGAUCACAGACAGCCAAUAAGUUUUGAAUUAACACCAUCGGAUAUAACGACAACUACUACAUCAACAUCAACAAAUACAUUGGGUAAACGCACAAAGACAUUAUCGUUUGCACAUCAAGGACCCGCUACAUCUGGUUUAAAUGAUCAUCAUACAACAAUCCUAUUGAAUCAUAAUCCAGACGAUAUAGGUGGAACUACGGUUGCUACAGGAAAUUAUGUGCCUUUUUUAACCGCAACUAAUUCGAAUCCUACAACAUUAUCAUCGUCGCAUCAACAACAAGCAACAUAUUAUUGCCUUCAAGUUAAUGCAACAAAUCAUACAAAUCCUAGCAAUGAUGCAGGUGAUUAUGGUGAUCAAAUGAUUGAUGAUGGUACAACAAAUACAAUUCAAUUGCAAACUCAACAGCAGCCAUCAUCAAAUACUGGAUAUCAUGAAAUGUCCGUGUGAAAAAAUUAUCUAUAUUUAGCUGUACAAAGUUUUGUUUUUUGUAAUUGUUAAAGU
This is a messenger RNA of Dermatophagoides farinae (American house dust mite), 3997 nucleotides long. The record is from RefSeq and is a predicted model, not a curated record. Lineage: Eukaryota; Metazoa; Arthropoda; Arachnida; Sarcoptiformes; Pyroglyphidae.